Molecule: messenger RNA, 2772 nt
Organism: Hypoxylon trugodes
Lineage: Eukaryota; Fungi; Ascomycota; Sordariomycetes; Xylariales; Hypoxylaceae
Exons: 1
Coding region: 204-2645 (813 amino acids)
Biological process (GO): transmembrane transport
Cellular component (GO): membrane
Molecular function (GO): ABC-type oligopeptide transporter activity; ATP binding; ATP hydrolysis activity
Source: RefSeq, a predicted model, not a curated record
CGAGUUUAGUGGAUGACGGCAUUCCUACCACUCAAUCUUUUUUCCCCUUCCUUUCCUUUUUUUUUCCCGAAUAAAACUACCAACAGAAAUCUGUACGGCGCGACCCAAGUGAAGCCCGAGUCAGCUUCGCUUCGAUGGUGCGACCGCGCGCAAGGGUAGCUUUAUAUGGUCCAUGACGACGCUACGAGAAUAAAGCGCUCAAGAUGCCUUCGCGAGCGUUGGGCCGCGCUUUAAUGGGGAGUCUCCCGCAACGCGGUGCCGGCAUCGCAAAGCUCUCCCACCACCACCAACUUGUCGGCUUACCUCGAAACGAGCUUCCCACCUUCGCGAAACAACCAAUUUCUCUGGAAAUCUCCCUUCGAUCUAAUUUCCAUACCUCUUCGUCUACUUCUAAAACAAUCCCCACGUCAUUCCGUCCCGCCCGAUCGCAAACGCCACGAGACUUUUCUCCGAGCCCGCUCGGCGUUACUCCUACCGCGCGCUCAACAUUGUCAAACCCACCUUGGCAAUCUCCAGUCAGCAUCCUACGGAACUUCUCCGCAAGUCGGUCGUCCAACCGAGAAAGUCAAAAUGUUACAAAUCCGAGCCCGCAGAAGCAAGACGUUGGGGUUGCUACUUCGGAAACAGCGACGGCUGCACAAGACGGUGCGCAGUCUCACGAGGGCUUUGCUAAGAGUGAGAAAGCUUCCAAAGCGGCCCAAAUCAACUUGCGGGCUCGUCUAUCCCACGAAGGAAAGGAUGGCAAGAAAUCUUCGGCUUCAAUGAACGAGAUAUGGCGUUUGAUUAAAAUCGCAAGGCCAGAAGCCAAGAACCUCAUUAUUGCUGUUGUCCUACUCCUAGUCUCUUCAUCUCUCUUUGUCUCGCUCCCUCUUGUUGUUGGGAAAGUCAUGAAUCUAGCUACAUCGAAACCCAUUGAGGAAACUGAGAUCUUCGGCUUGUCACUUUACCAGUUCUUCGGUGCCUUUGGUCUAGCUCUCACUGUGGGCGCAUGUGCUAACUUCGGGCGUAUCAUUUUGCUUCGGAUUGUCGGCGAGAGGGUUGUUACGCGCCUUCGGUCACAGCUUUUCAGAAAGACCUAUGGACAAGAUGCCGAGUUCUUCGAUGCGAACAGGGUGGGUGACCUGAUUUCUCGUCUUGGUACGGAUACGAUCGUUGUGGGCAAGAGUAUUACGCAAAACGUCUCAGAUGGGUUAAGAGCACUCGUAAACAGCGUAUCAGGACUCGCAUUGAUGGCCUGGAUCAGCCCUAGUCUUACUGCCGUCAUCUUGGUUGCUGCUCCGUUCAUCGGCACCGCUUCUUUCAUUUAUUCUCGGAUUAUCCGAAGAAUAAGCCGCAAGAUGCAGCAGAAUCUCGGAACUCUAACCAAAAUUGCGGAAGAGCGCCUCGGAAAUGUCAAAACAAGUCAAGCUUUUGUUGGUGAGGCUCAAGAGGUCCGUCGGUACAAUAAUCAAGUCAGGAAGGUUUUCGAGCUUGGGAAGAAGCAAUCCAUCUACGAUGCAUCAUACUUCUCCGGUACAUCUUGGAUGGGCAACAUGACAAUAAUUGCCUUACUCUGGUUUGGCGGGAACCUUGUGAGAGACGGUAUAAUGACCACCGGCGACCUCACUACGUUCGUCAUGUACGCAUUUUGGGCUGGUGGGGGUUUAUUCGGUGUCGCCAAUUUCUAUUCCGAAUUGAUGAAAGGAGUCGGUGCGGCUACGCGCAUCUUCGAACUUCAAGACCGAAAUUCGGGUAUUUCUUCAACGAAGGGUAUUAAGGUCACAUCAGCACAAGGCCCUAUCAAAUUUGAGAAUGUCUCGUUUGCUUACCCUACCCGGCCGGCUGUCACGAUUUUCAAUAGUCUAAAUUUCGAGAUACCCUCGGGGACCAAUGUGUGUAUCGUCGGUCCGUCCGGCGGAGGCAAGUCGACUGUAUCAUCCUUGUUGCUAAGAUUCUACGAUCCCACUUCCGGCUCUAUCAGCAUCAACGGCGUAGAUAUCUCCAAGAUGAACACUAAGGCGCUACGACGCCGCAUUGGCAUGGUAUCUCAGGAGCCUGUACUGUUCUCAGGGACUGUGGCCGACAACAUUUCGUACGGAAAACCAGAUGCUACCAGGCUCGGGAUUAUUACAGCAGCACAAAAAGCCAACUGUGGAUUUAUCAGCGAUUUCCCGCAAGGUCUUGAGACCCAAGUCGGACCAAGAGGCGCGCAACUUUCGGGUGGGCAAAAGCAACGUAUCGCUAUUGCGCGGGCCCUUAUCAAAGACCCCGACAUUCUCAUUUUAGACGAGGCUACGUCGGCUCUAGAUGCGGAAUCCGAGACAGCAGUCAAUCUAGCACUGUCGGCACUAUUAAAGGGUCGCCGACGAACGACUAUCUCUAUUGCGCAUCGAUUGUCGACUAUCAAGAGAUCCGAUAAGCUUAUUGUACUGUCUAACAACGGCACGGUUGCAGAAGUUGGAUCGUACGAGGAACUCAGCUCCAACCCCAAUAGCGAAUUUACGCGAUUGAUGGAAUGGCAGAUGAGUGGAGGUGAGAUUCCUACCAAGGCAAAAGAGCCCACGCUCUCGGAGUCCGAGAUCAUCGAGGAAGAACUCGAAGAGACGGACGAAGAGGAGCUUGGAGUGGAAGAAGAAGAGGUGAGAGAAAAAUCGGAGCGGCGAUAGUCAUGACUGUGUUUUGAUAUACCAUUCUAUGUUUGCAUAUAAAAAAGGGGGCCUCGGGGACGGCUUUACUCGUCUUUCUGUCUUGCGUGUUUAAGGGAGCACGCAAAAAAGGUGGGUGUUGGUUUUA